UGGUAGGCGAAGCAAAAACUGCACAGGCGCAGCAGCACGACGCGAGCAGAGAACGAUCGCACGGGCACACCCGCUACCUACCCACCCGGGGCCGCCGGGUCGCUGCACGUUGUCGCGCUGCGCUGCACGGCCACGUCCUUUUUUUCUAUUUAAUUUAAUUUCCUCUUCUUUUUUUUAUACGAACGAGGAACGAUCACGCGCUGAACGCUUCCGCCUCGCCGCCACCUUCCCACCCCUCUCCUCCCUCCGCCCGCCUCCUCCGCGCCCCCGAAAGGCAGAACCCUCGCUCCCUAUCCCGGUCCCCUCCUCGCGGCGUCGGUCAAACCCUAGCACACGGUACGCGCAGACCCGUCCGCCCGCUCCCAUUCCCCAUCCCCACACAUGGCGGCGCUCUCCGUGCCCCUACGCGCCGCGGCCGUCGCCGCCGGAUCCCGCGCCGCCGGGGCCGACCCCGUCAAGGUCUUGUGCGUGAGGAGCACUGGCUCGGCUCACUUUGGCUGCGCCUUCCCUUCCAUCACGGCCUCCUCUUCGGUUGCGAGGAACAUCGAGCCGCUGAGGGCGAUAGCUACACAGGCGCCCCCUGCCGUGCCACAAUAUUCGAGCGGGGAGAAGACAAAGAUUGGCAUCAAUGGGUUUGGACGGAUUGGCAGGUUGGUCCUGCGAAUUGCAACCAGCAGAGACGAUAUUGAAGUUGUGGCUGUGAAUGACCCUUUCGUUGAUGCUAAGUACAUGGCCUAUAUGUUCAAGUAUGACUCCACUCAUGGCCCGUUCAAAGGUUCUAUCCGUGUCGUGGAUGAUUCAACCCUGGAGAUCAAUGGGAAGAAGGUCACAAUUACAAGCAAAAGAGAUCCUACAGAGAUUCCAUGGGGUAACUUUGGGGCUGAAUAUGUUGUUGAAUCUUCUGGUGUCUUUACAACGAUUGAUAAAGCAUCAGCACACUUAAAGGGUGGCGCUAAGAAAGUGGUGAUAUCUGCACCAUCAGCAGAUGCUCCCAUGUUUGUAGUUGGAGUUAAUGAGAAAAGCUAUGAUCCAAAGAUGAAUGUUGUUUCUAAUGCUAGUUGCACCACCAACUGCCUUGCUCCACUUGCCAAGGUUGUCCAUGAGGAAUUUGGCAUUGUGGAGGGCCUUAUGACAACUGUUCAUGCCACUACAGCCACUCAGAAGACUGUUGAUGGUCCUUCGAUGAAGGACUGGAGAGGAGGACGUGGUGCUGGCCAAAACAUAAUUCCUAGCUCCACUGGUGCAGCAAAGGCUGUUGGAAAAGUCCUACCUGAGCUGAAUGGAAAGCUCACUGGCAUGGCCUUCCGAGUUCCAACACCAAAUGUCUCUGUUGUGGACUUGACAUGCCGGAUUGAGAAAAGCGCCUCCUAUGAUGAUGUGAAAGCAGCCAUCAAGGCGGCAUCAGAGGGUGCACUCAAAGGUAUUCUUGGCUACACAGACGAGGACGUUGUUUCCAAUGAUUUUGUUGGUGAUUCUAGGUCAAGCAUCUUUGAUGCCAAGGCUGGUAUUGGACUGAGCUCUUCCUUCAUGAAGCUCGUGUCUUGGUAUGACAACGAGUGGGGCUACAGCAACCGGGUUCUGGAUCUGAUCGCCCACAUGGCUCUUGUCAGCGCCAAGCACUGAUGUUCGUGCUCGUUCCUCCAGUAGUAGCCUGGGAAAAAAAGGCUGCAAUUUUGACGGCCAUUUUCUUUUAGCUGUUGUUUGGAAUAAGAUAAAAAUGCUGGAACGCUUUGAACUCGCGCAAAAAUGGACUCAGAUCCAUGAGCUGUAUUUUAGUUGUAGAAGGGGCAAAUUUGCACCAUAGUACCCUGCGGAAUUGUUGAUUGAUGAGUCCUAUGGUUCGUCGACUUGAUGUUUUGUUAUGAUGUGUGGGCCCUUGAAUGAGUUGAUAUUUUUUUAGGCCAUCCAUGCUUUAAUGGAAAUAUAUAUAGGAUGGCAAUGGCAAUCCGUCGACUUGCACGGUA
Molecule: messenger RNA, 1964 nt
Organism: Sorghum bicolor (sorghum)
Lineage: Eukaryota; Viridiplantae; Streptophyta; Magnoliopsida; Poales; Poaceae
Product: glyceraldehyde-3-phosphate dehydrogenase GAPCP1, chloroplastic
Exons: 14
Coding region: 382-1623 (413 amino acids)
Biological process (GO): glucose metabolic process
Molecular function (GO): NADP binding; oxidoreductase activity, acting on the aldehyde or oxo group of donors, NAD or NADP as acceptor; NAD binding
Source: RefSeq, a predicted model, not a curated record